CACGUGCGUGAACCUCCUCAAUUUGGCGCACUAAUCCUAAAAGGAGCCAUGAAGUGUUAAAUGGUAGAAACAGAGACAGCGGCGCUCAGACACCCGCACGCUGGGAGAGAGGGAGGAAACAGCGCUGCUCCAAUGCGUCUGUGCAACACAGACUGAAGAAAAAAAAACUUAUCGACACACAAACUCAAAACCUGCGCUGCGCAAUUAGUGCGUGAAAAUCCACUUUUUCUCCGGUUUUGAAGAAAAUAAAUAAAUAAAUCAAGCUGGCUCAGUGCGUGUCUCAGCAGCCCACUUUGACAGGUGCUCCUCACCCCCUUUGGAGGACUGUCAACAGCAAGAGGAUGGCAUCAGAGCUGGCAAUGAGCAACUCCGACCUGCCCACCAGUCCCCUGGCCAUGGAAUAUGUUAAUGACUUCGAUCUGAUGAAGUUUGAAGUGAAAAAGGAGCCGGUGGAGCCCGAUCGCAGCAUCAGCCAGUGCAGCCGCCUGGUCGCCGGGGGAUCCCUGUCUUCCACCCCAAUGAGCACGCCUUGCAGCUCGGUUCCCCCCUCGCCAAGCUUCUCGGCGCCCAGUCCGGGAUCAGGGAGCGAACAGAAGGCACACUUGGAGGAUUUCUACUGGAUGAACGGGUACCAACAGCAGUUGAACCCCGAGGCUCUGGGUUUUAGCCCGGAGGACGCCGUAGAGGCGCUCAUCAGCAGCAGUCACCAGCUCCAGACCUUCGAUGGCUAUGCCAGGGGGCAGCAGUUCGGCGGCGCAGCCGGGGCAGGGGGCUCCAUGGCCGGGGAGGAGAUGGGAUCAGCAGCCGCCGUGGUAUCGGCAGUUAUCGCUGCAGCCGCAGCUCAGAAUGGGAAUCCCCACCACCACCACCACCAUCACCACCACCACCAUCCAGGGGGACAUAAUUCCUCCUCCGGGUCGCAAUCCAGCGGCGGCAUGGGGGGAAACCACCAGCACCUGCGCUUGGAUGACCGGUUCUCGGACGAGCAGCUGGUGACCAUGUCGGUGCGGGAAUUGAACCGGCAGCUCCGGGGGGUCAGCAAGGAAGAGGUGAUCCGUCUGAAACAGAAGAGGAGGACGCUAAAGAACAGAGGCUAUGCCCAGUCCUGCCGGUACAAGCGGGUCCAGCAGCGGCACGUCUUGGAGGGCGAGAAGACGCAACUCAUUCAGCAGGUGGACCACCUCAAGCAGGAGAUCUCCCGGCUGGCCAGGGAGAGGGACGCCUACAAGGAGAAAUACGAGAAGCUGAUCAGCACCGGCUUCAGAGAAAACGGAGGGUCCGGCAGCGACAACAACCCCUCGUCCCCGGAGUUUUUCAUGACGUCCAGAAAGUUCCUCCAUCUGUGAUAGAGAGCUGUGUCCGUCCCACCACCCUGGAUUUUGAGAUAUCAUGACACUGGAAUGCUGAUGUUUCAAGAGCAACCUCAACACCCAGACUGCCAUAAAGCACAAUGUCUCAAAAGCAACCCAACAGCGGCUUCAAGGCGACCAAUCCACAGCAAACCCCGAAGCCAGAUUCAAUAUUAAAACAAUGAUGAUAAAUAAUGACAGGAGAUGGAAAUCCCUCACAUUCAUCUGCUCAAACAACAGGGGAAGAAACACAGAAAUUCAAGGUCCUGGAGAUUUUCCUCAUACUCAAGCGGACAUGGAUCAUCCCGCAAAUACCUCCAAAUUAUCAUUUAGAUUUACCAGAGUAUAGAUUAAAUAAAAUAACAAACGAUUAUGCCCACACCCCUUUAGCACAUGCCCAGAAUUAAGAUAUUGUAAAUAUUGUACAGAAAGUGAAUAGGGACAUUGAUAAGAAAUACAAGUAUUGCAGAAUAAUGUAUAUAGCCAUAAGAAUCAUACCUCUAGUGUGUUUAUAUAUUCAUGAGUGUCACAUGCCCAUUACUCCUUUUUUCUUCUAUGCCCAAAAAGAUUUAGCACAAUGAUGAACCAACGAUCUCUGUAUUUCAAUAGGAAACAUCUUCGUGGAACUAGAGACUGAAUUGAAUUGGGAAGACACAAUAUUGGGCAUUCAGUGCACUACUGCAGCAAACUGAUGCAUAUGCCAUGGAGUGUAUGCUUAUUAGGUAACCCUGUAUUCUUAGCAAGACAGGUCAGUAGCUUUUAUGAACUUUUAAAAAGACAAUUUAUAAAUGAAAAAUAAUCAAGAAAGUUAUAAAAAGCUAGAGACAAACACAAC
This is a messenger RNA of Gymnodraco acuticeps, 2184 nucleotides long. Its product is annotated as transcription factor Maf. Gene Ontology annotation, molecular function: RNA polymerase II cis-regulatory region sequence-specific DNA binding; DNA-binding transcription factor activity, RNA polymerase II-specific. Gene Ontology annotation, cellular component: nucleus. Lineage: Eukaryota; Metazoa; Chordata; Actinopteri; Perciformes; Bathydraconidae. Bases 342 to 1346 code for a protein of 334 amino acids. The transcript has 3 exons. Gene Ontology annotation, biological process: regulation of transcription by RNA polymerase II. The record is from RefSeq and is a predicted model, not a curated record.